Molecule: messenger RNA, 1496 nt
Organism: Zea mays
Lineage: Eukaryota; Viridiplantae; Streptophyta; Magnoliopsida; Poales; Poaceae
Product: 5-pentadecatrienyl resorcinol O-methyltransferase
Exons: 2
Coding region: 147-1400 (417 amino acids)
Molecular function (GO): O-methyltransferase activity; protein dimerization activity
Source: RefSeq, marked provisional
CUUUAUGUGAAGCUUACUUGAGCUGAAUUGUAGAAGUGAAACAUAAAUUUAUGGAGUUGGAGUUGGACCUAUGUCAACCAGGGCCUGAUGAUAGUACUAUAUAUAUGUAAACACCCACAAGCUAAACACCUCAGCAAAGAAGAAGAAUGGCGUUGCUCGGCGAGUACAGCAGUCAGGAGCUCCUCCAGGGUCAGCUCCAGCUCUGGCACCAGUCCCUGGGCUUCUUCAAGUCCCUCGCGCUCGCGGUCGCCAUGGACCUCCGCAUCGCCGACGCCAUCCACCGCCUCGGUGGCGCCGCCACCCUUCCCCAGAUACUCGCGGAGGCCGGGAUCAAGAUCGACCCGUGCAACAACAAGCUCCGCGACCUGCGCCGCGUCAUGCGCGCGCUCACCGUGUCGGGCAUCUUCACCGUCGUCCAGCGACCAGCGUCGUCGUCAGAUGGAGGCGGCAGGCGUGGCGCAGAAGCGGAAGGUCCGGUCUACAAGCUGACGGCGGCCUCCCGCCUCCUCGUCGUCGGAGAGAAGGAGAGCUCGACGACGGCGACGACGAGGCAGCUGCCUCCUCCUCCUUCUCUGACCGUUUAUGUGCAGCUCUUACUCGAAACCUGCCGAGGAUCCGCGUUCAGCAGGGCCGUGCGCGAGUGGUUCCAGUUCCAGCAGCCGCCGCAGGAUGAUGGGCAGCACCAGCAGCCGGCUGGCCGCCUGUCGUCCCCGUUCGCCCUGGCGUGCGGCGGGCAGACGAUCUGGGAGCGAGCCGAGCGCGACGCCCACGCGUUCCCGUUCGACGACGCCAUGGCCUCGGACACCGCCUUCCUCAUGCCGAUCGUGCUGAGGGAGUGCGGCGACGAGGUGUUCGGCCGUGGCCUGACCUCCCUCGUCGACGUCGCCGGCGGCCUCGGCGGGGCUGCCGCCACCAUCGCGGCGGCCUUCCCGGACCUCAGCUGCACCGUCCUGGACCUCCCGCAUGUCGUCGCAAAGGCAGCUGCCGGCACCACCGACAGCAACGUCCAGUACGUUGCCGGUGACAUGUUUCAAUGCAUCCCACCGGCGGACGCGGUGUUGCUCAAGUGGAUUCUUCACGACUGGAGCGACGACGAGUGUGUGAGGAUACUGAAGAACUGCAAGCAAGCCAUACCCCCACGAGCGGCGGGAGGGAAGGUGAUAAUCAUAGACAUGGUGGUGGCCGGACCAGGAUCAGGAUCCGCGGACGAUGAGCCGUCGGAGUCGGACUUGAGGCACGUAGAGACGCAGAUCUUGUUUGACCUCUUGAUGAUGUGCGUCAACGGAGUGGAGCGAGACGAGCAGGAGUGGAAGAAGAUCUUCUCCGAGGCUGGGUUUCAGGACUACAGGAUUAUGCCGCUUCUGGGCGUUCGAUCCAUCAUCGAGCUCUAUCCUAAUUAAAAUUAGUAUACUGAAUUGAAAGCUAAGCUCGCCACUCGCGACAAGCUUGUUGUGGUUGUGGCUGGGCGUGUGGUGGUGAUCGAACGUGUGUUUGCC